Alosa sapidissima (American shad) is the source of this 2214-nucleotide messenger RNA. RefSeq lists its product as uncharacterized. The record is from RefSeq and is a predicted model, not a curated record. NCBI's taxonomy places the organism in Eukaryota, Metazoa, Chordata, Actinopteri, Clupeiformes, Clupeidae. Gene Ontology annotation, biological process: positive regulation of transcription by RNA polymerase II. Gene Ontology annotation, molecular function: protein binding; single-stranded DNA binding. Gene Ontology annotation, cellular component: nucleus.
GGGUUGUAGCUCGCCAGGCUGUGAUGGGUUGACAGGUGCGUGACCGUCGGUGCUCUCUGUAAGCAUGUACACCAAAAGCAAGAGUAACAGCGUGCCGUCCGACAGCCAAGCCAGGGAAAAAUUAGCUCUGUAUGUGUAUGAAUACCUGCUGCACGUUGGAGCCCAGAAGUCAGCACAGACAUUCCUCUCUGAGAUACGUUGGGAGAAGAACAUCACACUCGGCGAGCCUCCAGGAUUCCUUCACUCCUGGUGGUGUGUGUUCUGGGACCUGUACUGUGCAGCACCUGAGAGAAGAGAGACAUGCGAGCACUCCAGCGAGGCCAAGGCCUUCCACGAUUACAGUGCGGCGGCAGCUCCAGCCCCCGUCAUCGGGCACAUCCCCCCAGGAGAGGGCAUGCCAGUGGGACCCGUACCUCCAGGAUUCUUCCAGGGCUCUCCUGGCUCACAGUCCUCACCUCAUUCACAGCAUCCAUCACAUAAUCACAUGAUGGGCCCCCAUACUCAGCCUUUCAUGUCACCAAGGUACCCAGGUGGGCCCAGGACCCCCCUCAGAAUACCCAAUCAGGCACUGGGUCCCGGAAACCAGUCCUUAUUACCAGGUGGAAUGGACCCAAGACAAGGUCACCCAAAUAUGAGUGGGCCGAUGCAGAGGAUGGUGCCUCCCAGGGGAAUGGUCCCCAUUGGCCCUCAGAACUAUGGCGGAGGAAUGAGACCCCCCCUCAGUGCUCUGGUAGGCCCAGGAAUGCCUGGAAUGAAUAUGGGUCCUGCUGGAGGGAGGCCUUGGCCCAAUCCCCCUAAUGCCAACACAAUCCCGUACUCCUCAGCCUCUCCAGGGAGUUAUGUGGGACCACCUGGAGGGGGGGGUCCCCCUGGUACACCCAUAAUGCCGAGUCCAGCAGAAUCUACAAACUCUGGAGACAACAUGUACACCAUAAUUAACACAGGCCCCCCAGCUGCAAACAGACCAAAUUUCCCUAUGGGUGCUGGAGCUGAGGGGCCCAUGGGUAGCAUCACAGGAAUGGAGCCCCAUCACAUGAACGGAUCACUGGGAUCUGGUGACAUCGACAGUCUGCCCAAGAACUCUCCUGGGAACUUGAGCAUGAGUAAUCAGCCAGGCACGCCACGAGAUGACGGCGAGAUCGGAGGGAACUUCCUGAAUCCCUUCCAGAGUGAGAGUUAUUCUCCUAACAUGACAAUGAGUGUGUGAGGUGGGGAGAGAACCUGGGCUGACCAAUGAAAGUGUUUCAUGACAACAGGAGAUUUCCACGGCCACUGAAGUCAUCUUUUCCAGGGGGGCAGCUGGAUUCAGCUCACUUUUUCUUUUUUUCCCCCCAAUAAUUUAUUUGUCCCUGGUGAAGUGGUGAUGGCCUUACACAGACUUCAGCUGGAGGACUAAAGGAAUGCAGCAAGCCAAAUAAAACUGUCAAAGAGGGAGGGAUAUGUAAGGAGGACAGGAAAACAACUUCAUGUAAAUCUGUGUCACUGUGUUUACACAUUCCAAUGUCUAUUCGUCCAGAAAGACUCUGAGAUAUACACAACGGUUUCUAAGACGACAGCACAUGGAGUCCUCCGGAAACUUGUUUACUGGAGUCUCAGUCUGUGGUUUUUAAAUCCCGGAUCACUGACCAUUUCUCACAUCAACACAAACAGACAAAAGAAGACUCAUUUCAAGUAAAAUGUGUGGCUGUAUGGAUCUGACUUCAGAUUUGAGAAAUGAGAAAUGGUGGCAACUCAGAAUUCCAGAUGAGAGCAACACAAUAGCCUUCAGUGAACUGACAAGAGUCAACGCUAUUCUCUCAGUGGAAUUCUCUCCGCCAUUUUUUAUCCUGUGUAUGUGGGUGUGCAUCAGUGUGUUACUCCACGGGGCAUUCCAGUAUUGUGGGUUUGGUUAUGUGUUGUGUUUCUGGUGUCAUCUGUUGCCAAUGCAUUAACAUGACAAUCAUUAUUUCCCUUACUAUUAAUUUAAUUAUUAAGUAUCUUGAUUUCCAAAUUAUAUCAUAAAAUGACUACAAAGCACACAUUCUCACAGAUAUUGGUAUUGAUAUUUGUUUGUUUAUCACUGAUGGAUUAAAACAUGGCUGAAUCGUAAACAUAGCUCUGACUUGGAUAAAUCACGAAAUUUGGCAAGUGUUGGAAGUCUGAUGAGAAAACAAAUGAAUUCAAUGAAUCAAACAUUACAGUAUAGUCACUUUUUUUAAUCUUUUGUCUUUCCCA